AAUUGAAUGAGCUGAGAGGUGAGGUGAUGUGAUGUGGAUAGUUUAUCUAAUGAAGGUCAAUCAGAAAAUGGAAGAAAUUAGUUCUGACUGGGUGGUAACGACAGGAGGGUGUCAGGGAAGAUAAUAGUUAGGAAUGCUGUAUGAAUCAUGUCUCUGAUGGGAAACUACUGUAUAUCUCCAACAGGAAGUGAACUGAACAUUCAAUUGGUGAUCAACAUUGGACCAGAUGAUCUCCAACAUGAAAGAGCUGCGGGUCAUCUUUAUGCUGAUUUUGGCAGCUGGACUCAUGCAGUGCUUUCCAGCCACAGCAAGUCAAGGUGGAAACAGUUUGGCAAAACUGUUUUUCUGCAUGGACCCAGGAUGUGCCAAAAACGUGACUGCCAUUUUUUGUAACGACGAGCCGGUGUCAUUUGACCACAUUGCAGAUUGUAGGCCUGCAGGACCUCCACCGCCCCAAACUGUCUGCCAGCAUGACGGUCGGGCAUUCGUUUUCACCAAUACAAGCCGUCGAUGUGAUUUUGAAGUGAUAAGCAGACAUAUUAAGACUGAAAAUUGCCACGACCACAGCGACAUUUGCACUUUUUUCAAUGGAAAGAGUGAUGGUGUAGCUACUACACCCUCACCAGUCCCCACAGAGGCUUCGCUACACGAUCCUGCAAAACGUGGACACAUUGGAGUUGUUGGUCCAGUUCUACUACUACUAGGAGUUUCAUUUCUGAUUGCAUAUUUAGUACGAAGAAGAAACACAGAGAGGAAUCAACUAACAAGGGAUACCCGUGGUGACCCAUUGGAGGAUGUCAGCUCUCUACCUCAACAUCACCUUGGCACUUAAACUACUGCAGUGGCGUCUUAUGAAAGGGUCCUCUCACGGAUCCAGACAUCCUGAUGUUCGCUGACAAUCAGGAGAUGUCGCCCUGAUUGCUGUUUGUCGGUAACAGCUUCUCAUUAGGCAAGAUGUCAACUACAACAGAGAAUGGGAUGGGAGGUCCUUGGAAAACAAGCAGAGAGAAAACCUACAAAAAGACCACGUCAUCGGCCUUGAAGGGGGCCAUUCAGCUCGGAAUCGGCUAUACAGUGGGCAACCUCACCUCCAAGCCUGACAGAGACGUGCUUAUGCAAGACUUCUAUGUGGUGGAGAGUGUGUUUCUGCCCAGUGAGGGAAGCAACUUGACCCCCGCACAUCACUAUCCUGACUUUCGCUUCAAGACCUACGCCCCGCUAGCUUUCCGCUACUUCAGGGAUCUGUUCGGCAUCAAACCAGACGACUACCUGUACUCCCUCGUAAAUGAGCCUCUGAUCGAGCUGACCAACCCGGGAGCUAGCGGCUCUCUCUUCUACCUGACCAGCGAUGACGAGUUCAUCAUUAAAACCGUCCAGCACAAAGAGGCCAAAUUUCUCCAGAGAUUACUACCUGGAUACUACAUGAACUUGAACCAGAAUCCGCGCACGCUGCUGCCCAAGUUCUACGGACUGUACUGCAUCCAGUCUGGAGGCAUAAACAUCCGGCUGGUGGUGAUGAACAACAUGCUGCCGCGCUCCGUCAAAAUGCACUAUAAAUACGACCUGAAGGGCUCCACCUACAAGAGGCGAGCGUCCAGGAAAGAGAGAGAGAAGUCCUGUCCGACCUACAAAGACCUGGACUUCCAGGACAUGCACGAAGAAGGGCUUUACUUUGACCCAGAGACCUACACCAACCUGAUGAAGACCCUGCAGAGAGACUGUCGGGUGCUGGAGAGCUUUAAGAUCAUGGACUACAGUCUGCUGCUGGGGGUGCACGUCCUGGACCAGAGCCAGAGGGAGGGGGGGGAGCCGGGCCAGGCGGGGGGAGACGGGAGGAGGCCUGUGGGUCAGAGGGUGCUCUACUCCACCGCCAUGGAGUCCAUCCAGGGAGACGGCAAGGCUGCUGAAGCCCUCACCACAGACGACACGAUGGGUGGCAUCCCUGCCAAAACACACAAAGAAGAAAAAUUGUUCAUCUUCCUGGGCAUCAUAGAUAUUCUGCAGUCAUACAGGUUCAUUAAAAAGUUGGAGCACUCGUGGAAAGCCCUGGUGUACGAUGGCGACUCCGUCUCGGUGCACCGGCCCGGGUUUUAUGCCAGCCGCUUCCUCAAGUUCAUGAGCACACGGGUCUUCAGGAAGACUCAGCCGCUUCGAUUCUCCCCUUCAAAGAGAACUCGUACGUCCAUCCCGGCUCUAAAGUCGUCCUCGCAGGAGAUCCUUUCAUCGCAGGCAGAUGAGAGGAACGAGGAGGACAGGAGGGAGCGGCUGGGGGGCGCCUGCAGCCUGGCCAGUCUGGAAGGACAAGCUGUGUUUGGCUCGUACCUGCGCCCCGAUCUGGUCCCCGCCAACCCGUCCUUCUACGAGGGCUCCUCCAUGGGGACCAUCUCCACCUCCUCCAUCUUUGUCAGCGUGGACAACAAGACCGAGAGAGAUGACGCUGCCUCCAGCUCCACGUUCACCUUGGAGGACAGCGCUAUCUGCCUCACUUCGGAGCAGAGCACCAUGGAUGUGGACCUAGACCGCGAUGACGGCUCGGUUCUGGAUGUGUACUUGUGAAAAGAGCAGCGUUAAAACCUCCAUUUCCUCCUGCCAAUCAUCAGACAAUCACCGCACUCCAUUUAACCAACCAGGCUGGCCUUUGACUUCCUGUGCUGCUAGAUCCAUGUUGCCACUCGUAUUGCCAACACAUAAAAAGACAGAGAUCCUCCACCGGUUGAUGGACUAAAAGAAGACACAACGACGGACAUCUGCAGGAACAAUGUGACCAAUGUAAUAUGAUGAACACCAGGCUGUGUCGCUUUUUAGAGCAUGCAUCAACGCAGUGCCAUUAAGUUUUAUAUAUGUAUUCUGUUUCCAUGGCCUACACAAAGAUCGAGAUAUUUACUAUAUCUUAAUACAUAUGAGGAGAGGGUAGAUACAUUUCUUUGACCGUGUUUCUCUGCUGACCAGACCUUUUUAAAGUUUGCAAUGUUGCUGAUCAGAAGAGAAAUGUUUACAGUGAAUUAAUGACGUCGUCUUUGUCCCUGAUGAACGAGGAUGUGACACAAGCCAGCAAGGAUGAGAAAAGACUCAUGAACUAACAUGAUGGAUUCUGAAGCUCCGGAGGCCAAAUACAGACUGUGACGUGGUUGAAGCAGCAACCUUUUUCCCUUACUGGGCUGUUGUUCGCGCUGCCUUGACGAUAACCUGAAGAGAGGACAGUUACAGGAUCUUUGAUGAAGCACAGAGCCGAGGGACGGUGCACUCGCACUUUGGACAUCGGUUAUGAUUACUGUAAGAAAUAUCUUUCUCUCAAGAAGUUGCUUUAGUGGGUGGGCUACCUGACAUAAGCACACAUUUGGAUACGUGAAUAUGCACUUUUAGUUCCUCUUUACAAAUGCACACCUCUGUAAGUCCUUGAUACUACAUGUACAGAGACAGUGAAGGAACAACGUAGAUAAUUUUUGAUGUGGAGCUAAUAGUUUUGUGACUGACGAUGCUUUAACUCAGGAUAUCCUUUGAUACUGAAAAAGUGGGUCCUCUUCAAGAAGUUAUGGAACAUGCAGCCUACAUUAGAAGCUGUCCGAUGCCAUCAUCAAGACCAUAUCCGACUAUAAAUGUUGAAUUCCACGAUCACACGUCAGUUGAGACCAUCAUUUAUUAUGUAAAUCUCAACAUUUUACCAUUUGCUGAAAAAUACUAUAAAUCGCUGAAUGUAAAGACAAUGCAUAUUUAUAUUUAGAGACUCGUAUAAAUAAAUGGCUAAAAUGUCA
Gymnodraco acuticeps is the source of this 3752-nucleotide messenger RNA. Its product is annotated as phosphatidylinositol 4-phosphate 5-kinase type-1 beta-like. Gene Ontology annotation, biological process: phosphatidylinositol metabolic process. Gene Ontology annotation, molecular function: phosphatidylinositol kinase activity. Lineage: Eukaryota; Metazoa; Chordata; Actinopteri; Perciformes; Bathydraconidae. The record is from RefSeq and is a predicted model, not a curated record.